UUUAUUUAUUUAAUUUAUUUACCUGUACUGUGGCUGCCGCUUCUGUAUCCGUCUCCAUAACUAUGAAGCUUCGAAUCUCAGAAGCGUGCUUAUAGCGACGGUGACACCUGUCGCAGAGGAUCGCACCUGCUCCAUCUCGUCGUCCUCCUCGAUACGGCGCACCGACAAUGCUUGUUUAGGUUAAUAGGCGGCAAUCCAUUUCGUAUUGACUGCGGCGCAAGUAGUCAUCGGCAAUGGGGUUGAAGCUAGCGUUGGCCAGCUAUAGAGUUUUGUUAACUGAAGUUGUGGUGAUCGCAGCGGUGAUGUUCAGGUUUUGCGCCGUGAUUGAUGCUACUACUGAUCCUAAUGAUGUUCAAGGGCUUCAAGUGUUGUACACUUCAUUAAAUAGUCCUUCACAGCUAACAGGAUGGAAAUCCACUGGCGGCGAUCCCUGUGGAGAGUCAUGGAAGGGUGUUACUUGUCAAGGUUCUUCUGUUGUAUCAAUCCAAAUAUCUGGUUUGAGACUCAAUGGAACAAUGGGAUACUUGCUCAGCAACUUUGCAUCACUCAAGACAUUGGAUUUGAGUGACAAUAAUAUACAUGAUGCAAUUCCAUUUCAGUUACCUCCGAAUCUGACAAGCCUAAAUAUUGGGAGUAACAAUUUAAGUGGCGGUCUUCCUUAUUCGAUUUUAAACAUGGGUUCUCUUAAUUAUCUGAAUGCCAGUCGAAAUGCGAUGUCUCAAUCAGUUGGAGAUAUGUUUGCUAACCAUUCUGCAUUAGCUACCAUAGAUAUAUCCUUCAACAAUUUUUCUGGGGACCUCCCGCCUUCACUUGCCUCAUUAACAAAUCUUUCAACUCUUCUACUGCAAAACAACCAACUUACUGGUUCUCUAAAUGCCCUUGCUGAUUUGCCUUUGGAAAAGUUAAAUGUGGCAAACAACAAGUUUACUGGAUGGAUUCCACCAAAGCUCCUUUCUAUCCCAAAUUUUGUAUACAACGGUAAUGCCUUUUCCAAUGGUCCUGCUCCUCCUCCUCCACCAUAUACCCCACCUCCUCCUGGUCAAUCUCACAAUAAUGGUGGUCGAAACCAUCCCAGCGGUCGUUCACCUGGCACCAAUGUCCCAAGCAAUUCACAAAAUGAAAAUAAAAACGGGUUGUCAACAGGAGCUAUUGUAGGCAUUGUUCUAGGAUCUUUGUUUGCUGUUGCCUUGUUUCUGCUUCUGCUAGUUUUUUGCCUUAGAAGAGGAAAGAAGAAGGAGAGUGCUGUACGGCUGCCAAGGAUGAGCCUUCCCGUCAGCAAUGAUAAAGCAACUAUGGAGAUGCAAGAGAUAAGGCCGCAGCUUACUGCUACCGUAUCUGAUUUGAAGCCCCCACCAGCUGAAGCUGUGACAGUGGAAAGGUUACAAGGGAAAAAUGGAUCAGUAAAAAAAGUGAUAUCACCUAUAACUGCUACUUCUUACACAGUUGCUGCUCUUCAGACUGCAACAAAUAGCUUUAGUCAAGACAAUCUUAUUGGCGAAGGCUCCCUUGGUCGCGUUUACCGAGCAGAAUUCGCCAAUGGAAAGGUCAUGGCCAUCAAAAAGAUCGACAAUGCAGCACUGUCACUGCAGGACGAAGAUAAUUUCCUUGAAGCCGUAUCAAACAUGUCGCAUCUGAGGCAUCCAAAUAUUGUGGCACUGGUGGGAUACUGCGCUGAACACGGGCAGCGUCUUCUUGUUCAUGAUUAUAUUGCAAAUGGCAGCUUGCAUGAUAUCCUACACUUUGCUGACGAGAGGAGCAGGAUGCUGACAUGGAAUGCUCGGGUCAGAGUGGCACUCGGAACUGCCCGAGCUUUAGAGUACCUACACGAAGUGUGCUUACCUUCUGUUAUACAUAGAAAUUUAAAGUCGGCAAACAUUUUACUUGACGAAGAGCUCAAUCCUCAUCUAUCCGACUGUGGAUUGGCAGCUCUUACGCCAAACUUGGAACGACAGGUUUCAUCGACCCAAAUGGUAGGCUCAUUCGGAUACAGCGCACCUGAAUUUACCUUGUCUGGAAUAUACACAGUAAAAAGCGACGUAUACAGCUUUGGUGUGGUUAUGCUGGAACUUCUAACCGGGCGAAAGCCUCUCGACAGUUCAAGGGCGAGGUCAGAACAGUCGCUCGUGAGAUGGGCAACUCCUCAGCUCCACGACAUCGAUGCUUUAUCUAAGAUGGUUGAUCCUGCUCUGAAUGGCAUGUAUCCGGCAAAGUCCUUAAGCCGGUUCGCAGAUAUCAUUGCCCUCUGUGUCCAGCCGGAGCCUGAAUUCCGACCACCCAUGUCAGAGGUGGUGCAAGCACUGGUUCGGCUGAUGCAGCGGGCGAGCAUCGUGACGAGAAGAUCCAGUGAAGAUGCAACAGCAGCAGCAGCAGGAGGGUUCUCUUUCAAGACUCCCGAGCAUGAGGCCGGUGGCGACGGUGGCAGCGACAUGUUGUAGCAAGAAUUCGAACAACCUUUGCAAGUUUUGAGCACGAAUGUGUGCAGAGGUGGAUGGUUUUCCGAAGGCAUGAAUUUGGGGAACUAAUAAAAUGACUAAUACACACAACUGAGAAAUGCAACAAUGCUGCUUUAUGUAAUGCACUGUAUUUUUGUAUGUAUUCCUUGUAUUUUAUUUUCAUUUUCAAACUAGUCUGUUUCACCCAGUCAAUGGAACCUUUAUAGAUUUGAGAAUA
Messenger RNA from Andrographis paniculata, 2670 nucleotides. RefSeq names its product protein STRUBBELIG-RECEPTOR FAMILY 8-like. The coding region runs from base 234 to 2435 and encodes 733 amino acids. Gene Ontology annotation, biological process: protein phosphorylation. The record is from RefSeq and is a predicted model, not a curated record. NCBI's taxonomy places the organism in Eukaryota, Viridiplantae, Streptophyta, Magnoliopsida, Lamiales, Acanthaceae. The transcript is spliced from 16 exons. Gene Ontology annotation, molecular function: protein kinase activity; ATP binding; protein binding.